Messenger RNA from Myiozetetes cayanensis, 2947 nucleotides. It is a transcript of the gene PTGES2, whose product is annotated as prostaglandin E synthase 2. Lineage: Eukaryota; Metazoa; Chordata; Aves; Passeriformes; Tyrannidae. The transcript is spliced from 7 exons. Gene Ontology annotation, cellular component: mitochondrion. The record is from RefSeq and is a predicted model, not a curated record. The coding region runs from base 2 to 1063 and encodes 353 amino acids. Gene Ontology annotation, molecular function: prostaglandin-E synthase activity.
GAUGGCGGGUGCGGGCCGUGCCUGGCGGGCCGGAGCGCUGCUGCUGCCGCCGGCCUGGCGGCUGCGGGCCCCGGGACGAGCCUUCGGCGCCGCGGCGGGACGGGCAGGCGGCGGCGGGCGGCUGGUGCUGGGCGCUGCCUUCGCGCUGGGCGGCGGUGCCGGGCUGUGCCUGGCGGCGCGGCAGCGCCUGCGGGAGCACUCGGCCGCUGAGCUGCCUUCAGGGAGCCUGCAGCUCACUCUCUACCAGUACAAAACAUGUCCUUUCUGCAGCAAAGUCCGAGCUUUUCUUGAUUAUCAUGGCCUGCCCUAUGAAAUUGUGGAAGUGAAUCCAAUAAUGAGGAGAGAGAUCAAAUUCUCUUCCUACAGAAAGGUGCCCAUCCUGCUUGCCAACACUGGGAGCCCUCUGCAACUGAACGACUCCUCGGUUAUCAUCAGUGCAAUAAAGACCUAUCUUAUUUCCAGAAGGAAUAGCUUGGAAGAGAUUGUGUCCUUUUAUCCUCCUGUUAAAACCGUGACUGAGAAAGGCAAGGAGGUGAUGGAGUAUGAGAAUAAAUACUGGCUCAUGCUGGAUGAGAAGGAGACAAAGCGAGUUUAUCCCGUCAAAGAAGUGAGAGUGGAAGAGAUGAAGUGGAGAAAAUGGGCAGAUGAUUGGCUUGUUCACCUCAUCUCCCCCAACGUUUACCGAACGCCCAAAGAAGCCUUGGCGUCUUUUGACUACAUUGUCCGGGAGGGGAAGUUUGGCACCUUGGAAGGUCUCUUUGCCAAGUACGUGGGGGCUGUUGCCAUGUUCUUCGUGAGCAAGAGGCUGAAGAAAAGACACAACCUUCGAGACGAUGUCCGAGAAGAUUUGUACGAAGCAGUAAACGAGUGGGUAAAAGCUGUUGGCAAAAACCGACUGUUCAUGGGUGGGAACCAGCCCAACCUCGCCGACCUGGCUGUGUACGGGGUCCUCCGGGUCAUGGAAGGGCUGGAAGCCUUUGAUGACAUGAUGGCUCACACCAAGAUCCAGCCUUGGUACCAGCGCAUGGAAGAAGUCAUUGAAAAAUCUGCAGUUGCAAUCUGAUGCAGCUGCCUCCCUGAACUACUUGCAUGGUGAAAACUUCAGCAGAAAUGGCUUUUAUUUUUAGAGUUGAAAGGACUGGUCACACCUAAAGACUGACACGAGGGCACAGAGACCACCCCGUUCAGAAAAUCAAGUCGUAGUGAGAGAAGGGUCCAGCUGGGUCUCUGUAGAAGGAUGGGGGCAGGUGGAAGGAAGGGAUCUUGGAUGCUGCUGAAAAGGAGAAGGUCUAAAUUGAAGAAUGCAGCAAAUAGGCUUCUUUUAGGCACAAGCCAUCCUUGGAGCAGUUUACUGUAAAAGCAAGAUGCUCUUGGCUGGUGUUACAGCCAUGUCAGAUGUGGUAGGUCUGAGCAGCUUGUCUUCCACUACUCAUCCAUGUCAUGUGAAGCGUUUUCCUGACUGACAUACUGGAUUCUAGUUUUCAAGUGACAAUUUUUCCUGCAAUAGAAUCAUGUAAGCCCAGUGCUGAGGGAACUGGAGGAAUCCAGGGCACUGGGAAGGCCCCCUUCCCGUGACAGCAGCGAUGCUGCACUCACAGGGUGUGUGCUGUCACUCUUCCAUGUAAACGGUUCUCUCAGGACUGGACUCUGUACGGUCUGCAAGGAUAAAGGUUGGCUUUAUUCUGUGCCCUUUGUGAGAGCUGAGUUCUUACCUCACCCCUUACACCUGAAGAGCACACCCUAUGCUGAAAUCACUAAUGAAGAGCAGGUAUUGGAAAGACUUGUCUUGCAUGAGAUCUCUCUGGAGUACCACUGAAAAUCAGUUUGUUCUUGUUUUAGGAGAAGAAGGAUUAGGAGCCAUCUGCAUGGCCAAGGGAUCUCCAGGUGUUUCUGCCGUGCAAGAGUAAUAAAGGAUUUGCUGUUGUAGCAAUCGAAUUAGGAACUGUCCCUGUGCAAUAUGAAGUCUACUGAGCUGUGCUGGGGAGAGUCAGAGAAUGGUUUGGGUUGGAAGGCACCUUAAACACCAUCUUGUUCCAAUCCCCUGCCAUGGGCAGGGACACCUUCCACUAGCCCAGGUUGCUCCAAGCCCCAUCCAACCUGGCCUUGGACACUUCCAGGGAUGGGGCAGCCACAGCUUCUCUGGACAACCUGGGCCAGGGCCUCCCCACCCUCACAGGGAAGAAUUUCUUCCCAAUAGCCCAUCUAACCCUGCUCUCUGUCAGUGCAAACCCAUUCCCCAUUGUCCUGUCCCUCCAUGCCCUUGUUAAAAUUCCUCUGGAGCUGCAGAACCUGAUGUUUGUCAUAGUAAGAGAAAAUGCAGGUUUGAAUGUGAGCUGCACAUCGCACAGCCCAAGACUUCAGUAUCCUUAAUUAUCACCUUGAUCGAGUUCUGUUUCUCCAGAAGAACGGGCAGGUUUCAGGGAAUCUGAUUUGUUGUGAUAUUUCAGGUGCAGCUGAAGGUGGUCUGCACAGUAUGGGGUUGAGGGGUGCACCUUUAUUUGGUAUAACAAUGGUGGUGAGAGAGGUUUGGGUUUUUUUGCUGAGUGUAGGACUAGUUCCAAAUUCAGUUAUGAUGAGACAUAGAGGGGAGAAAGAAAAUGUUUACAGUAAAAACAGCUGUGGGACUGCUCCAUGACUGUAUUUCUCUAAACUAUUCUGUAUUGAAACUUGUGUUCCACAAUAUCAACAGACAACGUUGUUUUAAAAAAUUAUAUUGAAUGUGCAUAGACAGGAGGUUGAGGAAACCUUUUAUAAUAAUUUUGGUGUCUGUCUCUAAACCCAAGAGGGAAGAAGAGAUUUUGAUUUUGGAUGAGGAUCUGAAGCACCAGGGGCUCAGCUGCCGCUGCUUCUCGCUGUGCUGUGCUACAUGACAUCAGUCCUUGAGAUGAAUAUCCAUCAUGCUAAUAUACUGAUAAUAUUACAUGAAAUAAAGAAGGUUGUUGCAGGA